CUUUUAAUCUAGUUUUAAUAAGUUAGAGCCAUUAUGUAUAAAUCAAUUGAAGAAUUUGUUGCAAAACAAGAGGUUUUACUUAAAAUUGAACAGUCAGCAGAAGUGGAAGAGAAAACUACACUUUAUUCAAAUAAGAGUCCAAAGGUUCUUGAGAAGCUUGGACUCUGCAUUCGUUAUCUUUAUGUAGAGCAACAAUCGACAGGUCUUUAUGGAAGAUUUUUAGUUGUGUUUUCAGUUGCAAAAUCAAAAGUUAUGAAAGUUUCAGAUCAGCAAACUGAUUGCAGAAGUAAUAAAAUAAAAGCUCAUCAGUUUUAUCCAGGAGAUAUUGUUGGUGUGUAUGGCAAUAAAUCAAAUUCUCAAGAACCAAUCAGUACAGGAACUGUUUUAUUUGUUAAAGAUAAUUCAACAACAGUAGCCUUUCAGGAAGAGUUUGAUACUUCAGUUGUAUCAGUUUACCGACUUAUGAAGCUUACUAAUGAUGUCACAUACAAAAGACUUGAAAGAACCCUUAAAUUGCUCCUGAGACUUCCAUCAUCCUCACCUUGUAGAGCUUUAGUCAGCAUUAUGUUUCCCUGCUGCUCAAGCCCAAAUGAUCGUCUAGGAUGCUUGAGUAAACAGAUUAGUUUUUUUGAUGAUAACUUGGACAUAUCACAACAGGAAGCUGUGAAAUUUGUUCUGCACACACAAAAUUUGAUAAGUGUUAUUCAUGGACCUCCAGGAACUGGAAAAACAACAACUAUUGUAGAGGUUAUAAGACAAUCAGUAAAGAAAUAUAAUUCAAAGAUACUGGUAUGUGCACCUUCAAAUAUUGCUGUUGAUAACAUUGUGGAAAGACUUUCAAAGACAGACAUAAAAGUAAUUAGAUUGGGUCAUCCAGCUCGUGCUCUAAAUGAAGUGCAGAAGUUUACGUUAGAUGCUGUGUUAUUGAUGCAGGACUCUAGUGACAUUAUAAAAUCAGUGCGUAAAGAUAUCUCAGCAAUGUCGUGUAAGUUUAACAAAAGGAUUAACAAAAAUGAAACUCACACUGUGCGGCGGGAGAUAAAGGAGCUAAAACGUGAGUUAAAAAAUCGUGAAAGUAAAGCAAUACAAGAUGUUCUAAAAAAUGCUGAUGUUGUAUUAUCUACAACUACAAGUGCUUCAACAGAUGGGCCAUUAAAGCAUUUGCCUGAUAAUUAUUUUGACCUGGUUAUCAUUGAUGAAGCUGCACAGGCUAUGGAGGCUUCUUGUUGGAUUCCGCUUCUUUUUUCAAAAAGAUGUAUUUUAGCUGGCGAUCAUAAACAACUUCCUCCAACAAUUAUUUCUGAUGAAGCAGCUAAAGACGGUCUUUCAACAACACUUCUUGAAAGAGUUGUUAAUGGAUUAGGUGAAAAUGCUGUUUGUAUGUUGACUAUGCAAUAUCGAAUGAAUUUGAUGAUAAUGAAUUGGCCAUCUUUGAUGCUAUAUAAUAACAAAUUACAAGCUGCUGAGAGUGUAAAAUCACAUUUAUUGUGUCACCUUCCUAAUGUACAACAUACAGCUGACACAAGCGUUCCUCUUGUUCUUGUGGAUACAGCAGGGUGUUAUUUUUAUGAACUUGAGCAUGAGGAUGAGCAAUCUAAAGGAAAUCCAAAUGAAGUAGAUAUAGUUAAAGAACAUGUUGAGAAUCUCUUGUUUGCUGGUGUUAAUCCUAAAGAUAUUGGUAUUAUAACACCUUAUAACUUACAGGUUGAACUUUUGCGACAAAGUAUAAAUCAAAUAAACUCUCAAAUAGAGAUUAAUUCAGUUGAUGGUUUCCAAGGAAGAGAAAAGGAAGCAAUUUUAAUUUCAAUGGUCAGAUCUAAUGAUGGUGGAGAAGUUGGAUUUUUAUCUGAGGAUAGGCGUAUUAAUGUAGCAAUUACUCGUGCAAGACGACACUUGUUUGUUGUAUGCGAUACUCAAACUGUAUCACAUCAUAAGUUUCUUGCUGAAUUUUGUGAGUACAUGAACAAAAAUGCUGAUGUACGUUUUGCAAAGCAACUAUGUACCAAUACAGUGUCAGCUGUAACUACAAAUGAACAGUUUGAAUUGCCCUCUAUACUGCAGUCGAAUGUUUUUAAAAAUUUAAAAGCAAAUGAUAAAAGUUCUUCUUCACACACUUUUUAUGAUGUGCAGAAUUCAGAAAGUUUAAAUUCUAACAUGUUAUUAUCAAAUAAUAAACCUGAUAAAAACGAUUAUUCUGCUCCUGAAUUAGCUAUCACACAACAUGGGUUAAUUGACACACAAAACGAAAUCAACAAAAAUAACUCAAAAAUAACUUUAAAUAAAGAUUCUAUAAUGGAUAUUAUUAAAGAGUUUAUAGAAAGUCCGAAUAAUGAGUUUUCUUUCCCUGCAACUUUAACUGGAUCUGAGAGAGCCCUUGUGCAUGAAUUAGCAGAAAUGUUUUUGCUGGAACAUCAAAGUUUUGGAAAGUCAGCACAAAGAAAGAUAAUAAUUAAGAAAAAAAUUUCUGAAAGUGCAUCCAAGCCUGUAAAACAAGACAUGUUGUUGUGUGAAACCUGUUUAUCAACAGUUCCACAAAAAAAUUAUGAGCUACAUAAGUUGAGAUGCCAAAAGGAUAUUAAGCAGAAACAAAAAGAUUUAUUACCUCAAAAAAAGGAAAAGAAAACUCAUAAACAGUCAGUUGUUGCUGAAGAUUUUGAUACCUUAGUUCAAUCUUUUGCUGAGAUAAACUCUCAUUGUUCCUUUCAAAAAUGUAAAAAUAACAUUAAGUUGCUGGGGCAGCAUUGCCAAUUUUGUAAUAGAACAUUUUGUUUGUCUCACCAUCAAGCUGAGAUACAUGGCUGUGCCGAAGCAGCAAAGUUUCAAGCUCGUCAAGAUAUGCAUAAAACUCAUUCGCAUUUGAAUAACAUUAAAAAGGCUCAACUUACAAAUACUUUAAAAAAAAAAGUUACAGAGAUGGAAAAAUCUCGAAGGAAAAAAAUACUAGAAGAAAAGCAACGCUAAAGUUUUUGUUACGCUAGAAUACUGCUUGAUGAAAUGUAAAGUAUCAUUUGGUGCAUAUAGUGAAGCUCUUAUUAUUGAUUUCA
Hydra vulgaris (swiftwater hydra) is the source of this 3044-nucleotide messenger RNA. Its product is annotated as DNA-binding protein SMUBP-2. Gene Ontology annotation, cellular component: cytoplasm; nucleus. NCBI's taxonomy places the organism in Eukaryota, Metazoa, Cnidaria, Hydrozoa, Anthoathecata, Hydridae. Gene Ontology annotation, molecular function: ATP hydrolysis activity; RNA binding; DNA binding. The record is from RefSeq and is a predicted model, not a curated record.